Messenger RNA from Penicillium manginii, 270 nucleotides. RefSeq lists its product as uncharacterized. The transcript has a single exon. The record is from RefSeq and is a predicted model, not a curated record. The coding region runs from base 1 to 270 and encodes 89 amino acids. Lineage: Eukaryota; Fungi; Ascomycota; Eurotiomycetes; Eurotiales; Aspergillaceae.
AUGGUGUACACAUUAUUCCCAGAGACCUUGAAGCUGAUGAAAGAAGAUCUCAUUGAGAUAAUUGGCACGUCUCAGCCCGAUAAGCCCGCUUCCUGUGUCACGGACGAGGAAUUCGCGCUUGCACAAUGGAAGAAAGAGGUCGACGACGCGGAAGCCGCUUUUCGUGAUCGUCAACUGGCAGUCAGGGUAGCACUACUCCCCGAGAUGACGCCACUGCCAUCUCGGCCAUUUUGCAGGAAGAAGAGAGAGCGCGGACUGAUCGACAGGUAG